UGAAGCGAUAGGGUAGGCACACACCGCAAAAGAAGAAUGGCAGAAGCAAGUCCAAGUAACCAGGACCUCUUUACAUGCCCGAUUUGUCUUGAUCUACUUAAGGAUCCAGUGACUGUUAACUGUGGACAUAGUUACUGCAUGGGCUGCAUUAAGGACUGCUGGAAUCAGGAAGAUCAGAAGGGAGUCUACAGCUGCCCCCAGUGCAGACAGACGUUCACUCCAAGACCUGUUUUGAACAGAAAUAAUAUCUUUGCUGAGCUUGUGGAACAGUUCAGGAAGAGUGAAAUUCAACCUAUUGCUCCUGCCUCUGUUGUAUGGGCUGGAGCUGGAGAUGUGGAGUGUGACGUCUGCACUGGGAGAAAACUCAAAGCUGUGAAGUCCUGUCUGGACUGUCUGUUGUCUUACUGUGAAACUCACUAUAAAGCUCACAAUGAACUUAAUCCUGGACGAAAACACAAGAUGGUUGAUGCCACAGGUCAGCUACAGGAGAGGGUCUGCACCCAACAUGAAAAGCCUCUGGAGGUGUUUUGUCGUACAGAUCAAACUUGUGUUUGUUUGUUCUGUGUGAUGGAUGAACACAAAGGCCAUGACACUGUGUCAGCAUCUGCAGGGAGAAAGGAGAAACAGACACACUUGGGAGAGACCCAGAGGAGAUUUCAGCAGAGGAUCCUGGAGAGAGAGAAGGAGCUGCAGGAGCUGAGGAAGGCUGUGGAGACGCUCAAGAGUUCUGCACAGACAGCAGUGGAGGACAGUGAGAGCAUCUUUACUGAGAUGAUCCGCUCCAUUGAGAGAAGGCGCUCUGAGGUGACAGAGCUGAUCAGAGCUCAGGAGAAGGCUGAGGUGAGUCGGGCUGAAGAACAUCUGAAGCAACUGGAGCAGGAGAUUGCUGAACUGAAGAGGAGAGAUGCUGAGCUGGAGAAGCUUUCACACGCAGAGGACCACAUACAUUUCCUCAAGACAUUCCAGUCAGUGAGCAACACGCCUGAGACUAAAGACGUGUCCAGUACCUGUGUUAACCAAAGCCUUUCUUUUGAGGCUGUGAAGAAAUCUGUCUCCUCAUUAAAGGGGCAGCUGGAGGAUUUCUGCAAAGAGGAACUCGUGAAGAUAUCUGCAGCAGUGGCUAAAGUCCAGGCUAUGUUGCCUUCUGAACCUACAACCAGAGAGAAAUUCCUACAAUUGCCUAAAGUCCAGGCUAUUUUGCCUUCUGAACCUACAACCAGAGAGGAAUUCCUACAAUAUUCCUGUCACUUCACACUGGAUCCAAACACAGCUCAUAGAGACCUCCAUCUGUCUGAGGGGAACAGGAGCGUGGAGAGGACACAAGAGCUCCAGUCAUAUCCUGAUCAUCCAGAGAGAUUUGAUAGGUACCCUCAGCUGUUGUGUAGAGAGGGUGUGUCUGGACACUGCUACUGGGAGGUGGAGUGGAGUGGUAACGAUGGAGUUAAUAUAGCAGUCUCAUAUAAGAGCAUCAGCAGGAAAGGAUGGAGUACUGUGUCAUGGUUUGGAGGUAAUGAUCAGUCCUGGAGUCUGAUCCUCCACAGCCCCAGCUGCUCUUUCUACCACAAUAAUAAAGACACUGAACUCCCUCUAGUGGCCAGCUCCAGAAUAGGAGUGUAUGUGGAUCACAGGGCAGGAACUCUGGCCUUCUACAGCAUCUCUGACACAAUGACCCUCCUGCACAGAGUCCAGACCACAUUCACUCACACACUCUACCCUGGGCUUUAUCUGUGAAUAGGGUCAUCAGUGAAGCUGUUGUGAGUAUUCUCAGUUGGGUAUUGGUCUGGUAUGAGCCAGACUAGGACCCUGCUGCAGUAGGAGGCAUUAGUGUUUCAGCUUUGGGAACUGGGGUCAGACUUCUCACAAACACCUUGAGGAGAAGUAAGGGUACGUAGUGUAGUGCAACAUAAAUGGCCAAGUUCAGUAAAAUGGUCAGUAGGGUUUUGUAACAUUAAAAUAAAGGUUUGAACGUUUGCCUGAAGGUUUCAGGUUGUAGUUCACUUUCACACAACUCUCAUUAAUGGAGUUAAUACGUUGUUUAAACAUUGUGUUACUCUUUGCACAAUAUUUUGUUCAAA
This is a messenger RNA of Alosa sapidissima (American shad), 2075 nucleotides long. RefSeq names its product tripartite motif-containing protein 16-like. The record is from RefSeq and is a predicted model, not a curated record. The transcript has 7 exons. The coding region runs from base 37 to 1731 and encodes 564 amino acids. Lineage: Eukaryota; Metazoa; Chordata; Actinopteri; Clupeiformes; Clupeidae. Gene Ontology annotation, molecular function: protein binding; zinc ion binding.